Homalodisca vitripennis (glassy-winged sharpshooter) is the source of this 597-nucleotide messenger RNA. Its product is annotated as gustatory receptor for sugar taste 43a-like. The coding region runs from base 1 to 597 and encodes 198 amino acids. The record is from RefSeq and is a predicted model, not a curated record. Lineage: Eukaryota; Metazoa; Arthropoda; Insecta; Hemiptera; Cicadellidae. The transcript has a single exon. Gene Ontology annotation, biological process: sensory perception of taste. Gene Ontology annotation, cellular component: axon; neuronal cell body; dendrite.
AUGAUCAACACAAAGAUUACACAAGAAGUGAACAAUGAUAUUUGUAGACAGUCAAUGCGACAACGGAAUCCACCCCAUCUACGUCCCACUCACGAUCGUAACGUUAAUGACAGGAUCAACUCCCUCAUGAUUGCCUACCACUUGCUUUGUGAAGCUGUAGGCCAAGCCUGUGAUUUCUACAGUGACCUGUUAUUGGCUUCUAUCUUCCGUAGUUUUCUAUAUAUCACCUCCUCUCUAUAUUUUCUCUUUUUAUAUAUUUCAAUGAAGGACGUAAUACCAAUCAUUUCAGAGAUAGUCUGGACACUGUCUACGAUAUGUUUCCUAUGUAUGGUCGUCUCCUCAAGCUCUGACGUCACUCAAGCCGCGUAUGAGACAAACACAGUAAUCUGCAAGAUGACAACCACCAAAAAUGUGAACCCGGGCCUCAGGAAACAGUUGAAUUCCUUUUUGUUGCAGCUGACAAAGAAACACUUCGAGUUCUCCGCAGCAGGAUUUUUUCAUGUCAACAGACAAAUGUUAACAUCCAUGGCUGCUACUGUGGCCACCAAUCUGGUAAUACUCAUUCAAUUCCAGAUUCAUCCAAACCAAGGUGAUUAA